Molecule: messenger RNA, 732 nt
Organism: Astrephomene gubernaculifera
Lineage: Eukaryota; Viridiplantae; Chlorophyta; Chlorophyceae; Chlamydomonadales; Astrephomenaceae
Source: the annotation of a GenBank genome assembly
CCCUAACACCCCAUAGACCCACAACUGACAGCAGUUCAUAUGGCUUUCACAAGGAUAACUACUUGCACACGGCCUAGGAAGCCCAUGAAGUUGAAUGUUGCAGUUCUAGCCCUCACUCUCAUCCUUGGUUGUAUAUCUACUUCAGCAGCCACGCCGUUUGACCACUCUAGUAUCCAUUUACGAAGGCUCCACCGUGCGCGGUUGGCAAAGGAAGGAGCAACAGCCAAGCGUCUAUACUGUAAACAAUCAGGCGGCUGUUCUCAAUGCAAAGAAGAUGAGGAGAUAGAGCGAUAUUGUGCGGACACAGGUUUCAAGGAGGAGCUGCUUUGUACCACAAGCAGCAAACUGGCCGAAGAUAUGCCGGUAGUCCUGACCUACCCCUAUCCAUCCGACGUCCACAUUGACGAUAACCGCAACGACGCCUCCUCCUCCUCCUCCUCCUCCGCGGCAGCCAGCAUCCGGGUAGUGCGUGGCUGCUCCGAGAGCGAUGGGACCCGAGCCGCCCAUGCAGCCGUGGGGGCGCUGCUGGGAGAGGGCACGGCAGCCAUGGCGUUAGGGCGCAUGGGGCUGUUUCAGUUCGAGUUGGUGAUGUGCUUGCUGCUGGGGAUGUCCCUGCCGGUGGUGUAUUGGCGCAAGAUACGGAUACGGCACCUGUGAGGGAUGGGGGGAUAAAGAGGAAGCUGGGGUGAGGGACGUGGGGAAGAAUGAGGAAUGGGAGCAGGGAAUUUGGAG